This is a messenger RNA of Neopsephotus bourkii (Bourke's parrot), 2679 nucleotides long. It is a transcript of the gene CCDC85A, whose product is annotated as coiled-coil domain containing 85A. The transcript is spliced from 3 exons. The record is from RefSeq and is a predicted model, not a curated record. NCBI's taxonomy places the organism in Eukaryota, Metazoa, Chordata, Aves, Psittaciformes, Psittacidae. The coding region runs from base 473 to 1645 and encodes 390 amino acids.
UGGAGCGCCCGCUCGGGACCCUGCAGCCUCCGCAGCCCGCAGCACACGCGCGGCGGUUACCGUGAGAGGCACCGCGCCCCGGCAGCCCCGGCGCGGCAGCGGGUAGGAGGACCGCUGACCUGUUGAAAGAGCCGGGCUCGUCCCGCUUCUCCGUGUCUUUUUCCCUUUAUUUUGUGUUUUUCCUCCUUGUCGACGGGGGAAGUUUGCUCCCCAGCCUGUGGCUCGGCUUCCUCCACACCCUUUCCUCCUCCUCUUCCUCCGGUUUUCCAGGAUCCGCUCUCUGGAGCUGGGAGCGAUUCCCUUCGUAACCCCCCGCCCGGCCCAGCCGCCCCGGGCGCUGGAGCCGGGGGUGCCCACUCAGGAGAGGCCGGCGGGCUCCGCGCUCGCCCUUUCCCCCGAGCGCCGCGGCGGUGGGGCGGCUCCAGAGGGGCUGUAGCCCCGGUCGGCGGGUGCCCCCUCCGCGGGUGCCACCAUGUCCAAAGUGGCGUCGGAAAGUUGCGGAGCGGCGCCGGCCGAGGACUUGUCCAAGGUGUCGGACGAGGAACUGCUCAAGUGGAGCAAGGAGGAGCUGAUCCGCAGCCUCCGCCGAGCCGAAGCCGAGAAGAUGAGCGCGAUGCUGGACCACAGCAACCUCAUCCGCGAGGUGAACCGCCGCCUCCAGCUCCACCUCGGCGAGAUCCGCGGCUUGAAGGAUAUCAACCAGAAGCUACAAGAAGAUAACCAAGAACUGCGAGACCUUUGCUGCUUUCUGGAUGAUGACAGGCAGAAGGGCAAGAAGGUGUCCCGAGAAUGGCAGAGACUGGGCAGGUACAGCGCUAGUAUUAUGCACAAAGAGGUUGCCUUAUACUUACAGAAGCUGAAAGAACUGGAAGUGAGACAAGAAGAAGUGGUUAAGGAGAACCUGGAGCUGAAGGAAUUGUGUGUGUUGCUGGAUGAGGAGAAGGGUGGUGGAGCAGGCAGUCGGAGCUCCAUCGACAGCCAGAUCAGCCUGUGCCAGUUAACUGCAACAAGUGCUUACAUCAGAGAUGUUGGUGAUGGCAGUAGUACGUCUAGCACAGGAAGCACAGAUAGUCCAGACCAUCAUAAACAUCAUCCAAGUACUAGUCCAGAGCAUCUCCAGAAAACUCGGGGUGAAGGAAGCCCUGAGCAUCAGAAACACCGCAGCAUAAGCCCAGAGCACCUGCAGAAGCCAAGGAGCUCUGGCAGUCCUGACCAUCACCUGAAAGGACCGAGUCCAGAGCAUCACAAAACCAUUGUCAAAGCACCUGAACAACAAAAGCACAGCAGCAGCAGCCCAGAAACUAUCCCAAAGCAUGUUUUGAGUAGUAGCCCUGAACACUUUCAAAAGCAGAGGCCGGGUAGUAGUCCUGAGCAUCAAAAGCACAGCAGUGGCAGCCCAGAUCAUCUUCAAAAGCACACGCUGAGUGGAAGUACAGAACAUCUCCACAAAGUGAGGGGUACGAGCCCUGAGCAUCUCAAACAACACUAUGGAGGGAGUCCAGAGCAUCUCAAACAUCUCAGUGGAGGCAGCAGAGAAGGUACCCUCAGGAGACAAGUAACAGAUGACCUGUCACCUCACCACAGGAGUAUAUACAAUGGAAUGAAUGGUUAUUGCAAUAUCGUGAAGUCCAUACAGAAACCAUGAAAGCAACAAUGUGCUUUUUCCUAACCAGCUCUCCAACUACCUAGCCCAAAGGCUCUGCAGUCUUGACUAAACAGCAGAAGAUACCAGAAUCUGUCUCCUCCAGGUAGAGGUGCUGAGAACUUCUUGAUUUGCUCCUUGUUAUUGGAACUUGCCACCCGGUCUACUACAAUGCAGUCAGUGAUGCUGGAUGCUACAUUUUGAUCACUUGCAACCAUAGCAUGUGCUGCAAGUAUUCUGGAGAACUAAAGCAUCCUGAGCAUAUAAAAAUAAAUCCUAAUUUCAGCAUUAAGGCCCUGGUAUUUGUGUAUUUUACCUGCUCUGUGAAUGUAAGAAAACGGAAAGAUCUCGUAACCUUUUAGAAUGUAUUGAAAAUUUGUAUCCAGACUGAUAAAAAGGAGUUUCUGGAUUGUGUGACAGCAUGGAAGGGACUGAUCAGACUCUCUUGGAAGCUUGGAUCUCAGGGUUUUAUCCUCUUAAGUCACUCCAUCAACCUUUUCUUUGUCAAGAAUGUGUUGGAUAGGUGCUAACUCCUUGUAUUGAUCACACUACUGCAAGUACAUCCAGUUGUUGACCAGUGGGAUACUGAAAAGGGGAAGCUCAGAAAGAGACAUAGCACAGAAGGACUUGCUUGAGCCUCUUUUGUGAUAACUCUGCAACAAUCCAGAUUAAGCCAAGUGGUUCGUACUUAAAAGACAAGUCAACGCUUAUCAACCUAUACCUGAAAAUGGGUACUUUGGCAGUCAGAUUUCUGGGCAAUAUUUUCAACUCCAUCUCUGUUGCAUGAUGGUGUUUUAUUUCUUUAACAAAGCCAACAGUAUUGGUCCUGAUAUCAGGUUGGAAAAUGGAUAUUUGAGGAUUAGUGAAGACUGUUUGAAUGAGAAACCCUUUCUGUUGGCUUUGAGAUCAAAAUAGCUGUUGGCUUUAUCAACAUGGAAGGAUCUAUACCUUAAACGUAACAAACCUUGGCUCUGCUUUGUGUUUGGUGGAGGUGCACUUGACAGUUGUAUUUCUCAAUAAAUUGAUGUUGGGUGUUA